Molecule: messenger RNA, 531 nt
Organism: Entrophospora sp. SA101
Lineage: Eukaryota; Fungi; Glomeromycota; Glomeromycetes; Entrophosporales; Entrophosporaceae
Source: the annotation of a GenBank genome assembly
AUGGGUGUAUUUCCCAGUUAUUAUGAACCGUGGGGUUACACCCCAGCAGAACGUACAGUAAUGGGAGUGCCCUCCAUUACAACAAAUUUAUCAGGAUUUGGUUGCUUCAUGGAUGAGACGCUUGAGAAUUCGAUAGAUUAUGGUAUUUAUAUUGUAGAUCGUCGGAUGAAAUCUGUCGAGGAAUCGGUACAACAAUUGGCAGACUACAUGCUACAAUUUUGUCAGAAAACAAGACGUCAACGUAUCAAUCAACGUAAUCGGACAGAAAGAUUGUCAGAUGUAUUGGAUUGGGAUUUGAUGGGUAUGGAGUAUGUGAAAGCCAGAAAAUUGGCAUUGUAUCGUGCUUAUCCUGAAUCAUUCGAUGAAAAGGACUCAAUAAUAAUAGGUGAUGAUGGAAUACAAACUUUAGGAUUUAAAAUGUUGGGAUCAACCAAUGAUAGUCAUGAUGACAUUGAUGAAAUUCAUCCAAUUCCAUUAAUAAUAAGACGUGGUAGUACUAGUAGUGAUAUUUCGCUCAUUGGAAAAUUUUAA